Messenger RNA from Ochlerotatus camptorhynchus, 1712 nucleotides. Its product is annotated as testis-specific serine/threonine-protein kinase 1-like. The transcript has a single exon. Lineage: Eukaryota; Metazoa; Arthropoda; Insecta; Diptera; Culicidae. Gene Ontology annotation, molecular function: ATP binding; protein serine/threonine kinase activity. The record is from RefSeq and is a predicted model, not a curated record. Bases 741 to 1712 code for a protein of 323 amino acids. Gene Ontology annotation, biological process: intracellular signal transduction; protein phosphorylation. Gene Ontology annotation, cellular component: cytoplasm.
UCACAAUGCGUCUACGAAUUUCUCUGCGGGUGUCAUUAUCGGCAAUUACACACAAGUAAAAUCUGCUUAGCUUCAGAUUGGUGUACGUUUCCCCCAUCGUCCCAAAUUUCUCUGCCAUAAUGUCGAUGUCAAAGGUGAAGCCAAGAAGCUGGCCGGACUUCCUGAAGCUUGUGUCACUCGUAUGUAUUUCCGCUCUUCACACAUAACUCGAUCCAUCGUCGCCUUUACCAAUAGCGACAGUUUAUUCAGAAAUCCGUAUUCGAUAUUCCUGCUGUGCCUGUUAAUCGAUACUCCGCUGAGCGUGCUUCCAAACAAUCGCUGGUAGAGUCGUUAAGAACCAAGGAAGAUUACACAAAAAAAAACUGGUAUAAAGAACACUUGAAUGAAGAAGACUCUCAAGAAAAGUUCAAAAGACUUCCAGAACGAGCUCAAAAGUUUGGCUGCCUUGAAGGCGAUUUUAGAUCAUCUCGUUUUUAUUCGGGCUCGCACUUGUUCGUUUGUCUUCGGAUCUAUCCAUCGCAGUUAUCCAUGACUUGAAAUUUUCAUUCGAUUUGUCAAUUCUGUUUGAGAAACUGUUCGGAUACGGAUCGCGUUUUUGUCCUCUUUCAGUCCCAUUCGGUUCGAUCGACCCGGUUUAUCUUGGAAAUCACGUUUACCACUGCAUAAAAAUAUCAAAUUUACGGGAGAAAAUUUGAAAAACUUUCCAAUAAAAUUACCGCAAAUCAACUGAAGACAACGAAAUGUCCACCGUUCAAAAAUGCCAUGCCGAGGGUUUGCUGCAGCCACUACGAAGAUCAUCCCUACUGGCCGUGCGGCAACAACUGGUCGAGAAGAUUCCCGAUCAUCACGCAUUGAAAUCGCGCGGUUACCUCCUGGGGCGUCGCAUUGCAAAGGGGACCUUUGCAACGGUAAUGCGAGCAAAGUUCUACGAUCCAAAACAAGACAACGAUGGCUCGCAGACUCCGUUGGAACUGGCCUGCAAAAUCAUCGAUGAGAGCAAAUCGAAGGAUGAAGAUUUUCUAAAGAAGUUUCUACCGAGGGAAUUGCAAAUCCUUGAACGGAUCGAUCAUCCCAACAUCAUCCAGACACACAGCAUCCUGCGAAGAGGAUGCCGGGUGUUCAUUUUCAUGCGACUUGCCGAGCGAGGAGACUUGCUGAGCUUCAUCCGGAAAUAUGGCGCCCUUUCGGAAGAGCGAAGUCGCUUCUGGUUCUACCAAAUGGCAGAUGCCAUCCGGUACCUCCAUCGGUUGAAUAUUGCCCACCGGGAUCUCAAAUGUGAGAACGUGCUCAUUUCGAAGAACAUGAACAUCAAGCUGUCGGACUUUGGAUUCGCUCGCACCUGCAUCGAUGAAACCGGGGUGGCCUUGAUGUCAAAGACUUUCUGGGGAUCAGCCGCGUAUGCAGCACCGGAGAUCGUCAGUGGGAAAGCGUACAUCCCAAAAUCGGCGGAUCUCUGGUCUCUGGGAGUGGUGCUGUUCAUCAUGCUCAACGGGACGAUGCCGUUCGAUGAGAAGAACCUGAAAAAGCUGAUCAAAUGUCAACUGGCGAGGCAGUUUACCUUCCGGCCCCAAGUGGAAAAAGCCAUUUCAUUGGAUGCGAUACAGAUGGUGCGCUACUUGCUCGAACCGGAUCCGAUCGAUCGGAUCAACAUCGAUGAAGUCAUGCAGGAACGGUGGGAGGAAAAGUUGGUUUUUGAUGACAAUAAAAGUUAA